UGGGGCUCUCCAGGGAAUCCUUUCACUCUGGUGGUGACCAUGGGAAAGAAAGUAGCUGUCGUGCUGGCUGGCUGUGGGGUGUACGAUGGGAGUGAGAUCCAUGAGUCUUCUGCUGUGCUGGUGCAUCUCAGCAGGGAGGGGGCACAGGCAGAGAUUUAUGCUCCUGAUAUGGACCAGAUGCAUGUCGUGGAUCAUAUAAAAGGACAGCCAACCCAGGAGAAGCGCAAUGUGCUAGUUGAAAGUGCCAGAAUAGCCAGAGGCAACAUCAAGGAUCUAGCUAAGCUGGAUAUCAAGGGACUGGAUGCCCUUAUCAUACCAGGUGGCUUUGGAGUGGCUAAAAACCUGAGUACUUGGGCCACCCAAGGGAAGAACUGCAUAGUCUCCAAAGAAGUGGAGGACAUACUGAAGGCAUUCCAUGCUGCCAAAAAGCCCAUUGGAUUGUGCUGCAUUUCCCCAGUACUGGCAGCCAAAAUCUUCCCAGGCUGUGAGCUGACUGUGGGUCAUGACACAGAAUGUGAGAAAUGGCCUUAUGCAAAGACUGCUGAGACUAUGAAGGAACUCGGUUGCAAGCAUGUGAACAAACAUGUCACUGAGAUUCAUGUGGAUGUGAAGAACAAGCUCGUGACCACCAGUGCUUUCAUGUGUAACGCCCCCAUUCAUGAAAUCUUUGACGGUGUUGGAAAAAUGGUCAAAGAAGUGGUCAGACUUGCCUGAAUGCCACAAAGCUGAAGGAUCCAACUCUUUCGGAGUGCAGGCACUGAGCAUAAGAUAAUGCCCUUCCCCCUUUACAUCCACAAGUCAAUAGGAAAAUUGCUACUCAAAUGGAGUUCUUUCCCCAACUGAAUCAUUGCUGGCUGCUGAGAAGGGAGAACGCUGGAGCAAUGUAAGCAUUGCCAUGCCUUAUCAAGGUCACGUUGCUUACAUACUGACCACAAAAUGGCAGUAAUUGGAGUGCUGAUGUGCAUAAAGCUGACAUGCAGAUGCCAGUCCUCCACAGGGCUGAGAUACAGCCAUAGACUUUGGUUGUGAGUAGUAGAGGAGUUGCCUGGGUCAUUUCAGUCAUGACUGGGCUGACCUGAUCUACGCAUAUCAUGUGUAAACCAGAAAUUGCCCCUUUACAAAUACUUUUCAAAUUACUCUCUGUUGGUUCAAAGCUCCCCCUAUUCUACCACCUCACAGAAUAGAUGUGCUUAGUGGCCAAAGAAAGGAACAUGAUUCUACUACUGAAUAAAAGUA
Molecule: messenger RNA, 1236 nt
Organism: Rhea pennata
Lineage: Eukaryota; Metazoa; Chordata; Aves; Rheiformes; Rheidae
Product: glutamine amidotransferase-like class 1 domain-containing protein 3, mitochondrial
Exons: 4
Coding region: 40-714 (224 amino acids)
Source: RefSeq, a predicted model, not a curated record